This is a messenger RNA of Lytechinus variegatus (green sea urchin), 2579 nucleotides long. Its product is annotated as echinoidin-like. The record is from RefSeq and is a predicted model, not a curated record. Bases 1298 to 1813 code for a protein of 171 amino acids. The transcript is spliced from 2 exons. Lineage: Eukaryota; Metazoa; Echinodermata; Echinoidea; Temnopleuroida; Toxopneustidae. Gene Ontology annotation, molecular function: signaling receptor activity.
UAUCUAUGUUCAAAUAUUUGUAUGUUUUUACAUGUAUAUAUUAUUGGAAGAAAUAAAUGAGAGUAUUUUCACUCUCCCUCAAUUCAAUGUACACAUACAUGUAGAUGACCAGUCAUUUCUUCAUGAAAAAAUUGGUAUGAUCACACUGCAUAAUGGGCAUUUCUGAACAGAAAGAUACCUGACAUACGUGUAGACCCUUCAUGAAUUAUAAAUUCUGAGAAUAUUAACAACUAGAAACCACCUAUUCUAACCUGUAAAAGCGCUAUCCUAACCCUUCCAUUAAACUUCUUUCAAAAUGAUUUCUCAGAGCAAUCACAUAUCAGAGCUUUAGCUUCCAUCACUCAGCAUCCAACAUUCGUCAUAAUACUCUACUUGGACAAAAUACUAGGAUUUCACCUUUCAGAUGCCAAGCUGAAAUAAUAUCAUCUAUUGUCUAUUAGAAAUUCUUUGAAAUUCAACUUUGCAUAAUAUGAAAUCAACCGCAACCCUGUCAUCUUUUGCCAUUUUUUUUGUUAUUCCAUUUGAUGAAUCAACCCUCUCUUCUUCUUCUCCUAGGUAACACAUUGAAGAGAGAAUUGGAAGGGAUCAAUCAGAUCAUUCAGAUUUUGGCAAGGUACUAUCUGCAGAUGAAACAACCAACACCACAAGUUCCUCAUCAACAUCUCUAAUGGACAAAUAGUAGCAAGAUUGGCAGAAAGAAACAAGAACUCUCAUUAUUCUAGCUUGGCAACGCACAUACAAGUUGAUGGGACUACACGAGAUCAAUUUGCACCGUACCAUCGAGAACUGGGGUAAUGCUGUCAAUAUGCCAGAGGAGGUUGGGAUAUCAUUUUGUUGAUGAAAAUGUCAUGGAUACAUAUAUUUGGAUAAUCAACAGUCUGUGAGUCUCCAUUUGAUGAAAUGUGAUGGCCAAUGUGUGACUACAACAUCAGAUUUCCAAAAGGUCUAUUCUUAACAUCAGGUUCUUGACAAAGAGGGAGAUUCAUAAGCAUGAAAUAAGGAGUCUAUUCAUUGAACUUCAUGAAAAUCAUCUGGAUCGAUUAAUGCAAAACUUCAGUUUGCAUAGUGAGUCUCGCUAUAUGACAUACCAGCCAAGAAGCAUUGAAAGAUCAUUUCACACUAGAUGGACAUCCUCACUGAGAAAGAGUGCCUCCACCACCACCACCGAUCAUUUCCAACCAAGUCAUCUUAGCCAACUUCAUACUGCAAGAUCGGAGACUCUGAGUAAAGCAACACUGUGACUUGUUUCAUACCUCACAGGAAAAUUUACCAUACAGCAGGGAGAACCACAGCAGCAAUGGAGCUACCGAUUGCAUCCCUCCUCCUGCUAUUGAUCGCCUUUGAAGCGGUUGCCGCGGUCACCUACUGCCCGCCGCUCUGGACACACUACCAGUUUGACCACGGGAUAUUCUGCUAUCGUUUCUUCGGUAAGCGCGUGAAGUGGUCCGAGGCGGAGGUAACGUGCGCAGGGUACUCCUCCUGCAAGGGGGAGGAGAUGGCUCACAUAGUUUCCAUGACGUCGCCGGAGGAGGAGAUGUUCAUCACAGAGUUAAGGCAGAGCAUCACUGGAAUGUUUGGUGGAGGCGACCCAGGGAUGUGGAUAGGUCUGUCAGACCGAGGCCACGAGGGCCAGUGGAGUUGGCUGGACAAAUCACCCGUCAACUACACCAACUGGCACAGGGGCGAACCCAGCGACUCCGCCCAAAUGGAAAACUGUGCCCGUCAGAUUGUCCCCAUGAUGGGCGUGGCGGUCUGGGUGGAUUCUUCGUGCCACGAGAGACAUCCCUUUGUGUGUAAGAUGCCUGCACAAUAAUCUCUUAAUAAACAAGAUCAGCAAGAUAUUAUUUCAUAAGAUUUCACUUGGAAGCAAUAUAGUCACUAAUAUUUAUUCCACAUUGCAUAGUAAGCAUGUCUAUAUCCAGAGAGUGAGAGGGAAGUAACCUUGCCUAAAUUUGGGAUUGUACCAGACAAUACAAGGGGAAGACUGGACACUUCAGCGAUUUUUAUAAACACUAUAUUUCGCUCAUGGGGAAGGACGUCCAACAGCGAUGAGUAAACCUUUGCACAUCAGCACUUGGCUGUGUAUAAAACAUACGGAGAAAAUGAGAGCGGGUGUUUGGGAGAGGCCACAGGGGUGGCACAUGUGGAUAAUUCCAGCUUUUCUUUCCCAGAAACCUCAAAGAUAUUCUCAUCUCUGAUUUUAGAAGAAGAAAAAAAUGGAAAAAAAAUCUAAAAUAUAAAAAUCGUCUAUUUCUACACCCCUCUACUAUUUCUCUCGUAUGUAUUGUACACAACCCCAAAUGGCAAUGCGCAACGAUAAUACUCGGGCGCUAUUUCCGAGCAUUUCAUUACGCGCUCUAUUGAGUGUCCAAUCUUCCCUUUAAAGUCUUUGAUUGUAGUAUUGUACCCAUAUAUUUCUUAUAGGGUGUUGCAAGAAACUUUCAAUUGAUUGCAAGUCAAAGUUAUUUCCUUAAAUCAAUCACAAAUUUUUUUAAUAAAUUGAACAUUUUCAAUUGAUUGACGGUCUGCUUCUUGCUUUAAGAAAUACAAAUUUAUCUGCUCAAUUUAAAAUUGAUCUA